This is a messenger RNA of Lecanosticta acicola, 341 nucleotides long. The record is from the annotation of a GenBank genome assembly. NCBI's taxonomy places the organism in Eukaryota, Fungi, Ascomycota, Dothideomycetes, Mycosphaerellales, Mycosphaerellaceae.
AUGGACAUCGAUUGCGAUGGCGACCAGUCCGACCAAGAUGAUGGCCGCUGCGGUAAUUCGGCUGACACUCAGUUUACGACCCCGUUGAAGAGCUUGGUGCAACAGUAUUCCCAGAUUCUAGUAAAGUGCGUCAGCGACCUGAACGCCAACUAUAAUCCCUACGUGGUCCUUGACAACUCGGCGGACAGUGGAAAAUGCACACCAUAUCCACCUUUCAACCCACAAGACUACGGUGUCAAGCCCUUGAUUGUCAUGGCUGUCAUCUGCAACAACCACAUGGUGGGUCAAUACCUCGCGAUCGGGAGUCUCACCUAACCAUCUCAUAGUUCUACGGCGUCUGA